Molecule: messenger RNA, 703 nt
Organism: Oldenlandia corymbosa var. corymbosa
Lineage: Eukaryota; Viridiplantae; Streptophyta; Magnoliopsida; Gentianales; Rubiaceae
Source: the annotation of a GenBank genome assembly
AAGUCCUCCUCCGGCCGACCAAAUCGCUUGAGUUCCUUGUUAUCUUUCUUUCGUUUUACCUAUCGAUCUUAGAUCUGACGAUUCGAGAAUCAUGGUGAAAAAAGCUGCGAGAGAUUGGUCGGGCCUCCCACACGAGAUGUUGGUGGAGAUAGUCACACGGAUUCCGGCGGCGGAAGAUUUCACGGCGUUCCGAGGGGUUUGUACCAGUUGGCGAGCCGCCGCAAGCAAGGACAACUACGGCAAGUCGUUCUCAAGAAUUCCUCCGUUGCUGAUGCUCGCAGAAAAUGCUGGGGACGAACGCGAAUUCUACAACCUGUCGAGCCGUAAGAUUACUAUGGGUUUAUCAGUCCCUGGAGCAAAAGGUAAAUUAUUGAUUGAAGCACGAUUUGGGUGGUUAUUCACUGUUGUUGUUUCGUCGGGUGAGGUUAAUUUGUUGAACCCUUUCUCUGGUGCUCAAAUCCCACUGCCCAAUUUUAAAACAUGCCCUGAAUUUCGCGAUAUUGAUUGGAAUAGUAGGCUUUUAUUUAUGAACAGAGCGAUUCUGUCUGCUAAUCCUUGGUACACCUCAGACUUCACCCUCAUGAUUAUUUUCGGUAGUACGCGGUACUUGGGUUUUUGGAGGCCUAACAACUUGUCAUGGACCCGGACAAAAUCAUCACCCCUUUAUUGUGCAUUGGCUGGGGCAGGAUUGAAAUCACCUUGA